Molecule: messenger RNA, 426 nt
Organism: Parnassius apollo (apollo)
Lineage: Eukaryota; Metazoa; Arthropoda; Insecta; Lepidoptera; Papilionidae
Source: the annotation of a GenBank genome assembly
AUGCUGGUAACCUAUUUGGAAGCCAGCCGGGACCUUUGCGAGACGGACUCAGUUCUUUUUGUCGCCGCAGUAGCAGCUUGCCGUAUUAUUGGCGCCAAACUUCCCAUGGCUGGAUGCGCUACUAAACAAAGUAGGGCCAACCCAGCCUGGAGAAAAAGAACUGAGGACCGUAUCGCAAAGGCAAGGGCCCUUGUCGGCAGACUGACAAGCUUCAGGUCGGGUAAUAAUAGAUCGAGCGUUGUGCGCACCGUUAGAAUGGCGUUUGCUGGGACAAAUAUAAGUUUGUUCCAGCCGGAUAUCACGCAGAAACUAACGAAGCCCAUAGACGACCUGAAGCAAAAGAUCGCUGCUUGGGGGAAGCGGAUUCGUCGAUUUACCGAGAGGUCAAGGCGGUUCAACCAGAAUCGUCUCUUCCAGAGUGAUUAG